UCUGACAGGUUACGAAGCGAAAAGUAUUUUAUAAUUGGCAAUUAAAUUAAAAUUGACUCGAUGCUGGCAUAAACUCAGAGCGGUUAAAUGGAAAAAGCGAGUUCGAAGCCCCUUAGGUGGUUGCUGAUAACAGGUGGUUUGUAUUUAACCUUGAUUUCUACAUCUUUGUUUGGUUCUACAAGGGCACUGACCACAGACAGUUUGCGCUCCUUUGAGGGCAUGCGAGUAUACAAUGUUGGUGUUCUUAUGGCAUCCAGCCUUGACUCGCCGUUUGAUCUGGAACGGGCAGGACCUGCUGUGGACAUGGCACUGGAGUUGGUAAACAAGGAGUUCCUCAGCCAGCACAACAUCAGGCUUCACAAGCAGCAAGCCAGUUACCCAUCGUGUUCGGGGAACAUCGCCCCAGGUCUGGCCGCCGACAUGCACUUCAAAGCCAACGUCAUCGCUUUCAUAGGACCAGCGUGCGCCUUCGCCCUGGAACCUGUGGCCCGUCUCGCAGCCUACUGGAACCGUCCUAUUAUCACCGGCAUGGGCGACCAGCCUCCAUCUGAAACGGAGCUGUCUGUGUCAUCCGGAAUUCUGGGGCGCCUUCACAAGUGGAAGAACGACACUUCGGGGAUAUUCAAGGACAAGACGCAGUACGCAACCCUGACCAGGAUGUCGUACUGCCAGUGUCGCCUGCGUCUCGUCUUCAGCAGCAUCUUCAAACAGUUCAACUGGAGACACGUUGGGCUAAUUGUAGAUCGCUCCGACCUCUUUUCGCUCACAGUAGGCAAGAACCUGGAGCACGGCCUCAGGAAGCAGGGACUGCUGCGGUUCGUGCGAGAGCUGGACGGCAACGACGAGGAGCAGUAUGACCACUAUCUCAAGGACGCCAGCAUGUACGCCAGAGUGCUGAUCCUGAGUGUCCGUGGCGUUCUUGUGCGGAAGUUCAUGUUGGCUGCAUACUCCCUAGGGAUGACUCGCGGUGACUGGACCUUCCUGGACGUAGAGAUAUUCCAGGGUCCGUAUUGGAGUGACCAUGACUGGCAGGUAGGGGACCGACAAGACCACACGGCCAAGAAGGCGUAUGAAGCUCUUCUGCGUGUGUCACUGCUGACACCCACAAGUCCAAAGUUCCAGGAAUUUGCUGACAGCGUUCGCCGCCUGGCUCAACAGGAUUAUAACUAUACGUUCUCCGAAGGAGAAGAGGUGAACUUCUUUGUUGGCGCCUUCUAUGACGGCGUUUACCUGCUUGGUAUGGCACUCAACGAAACAUUAUCAGAAGGAGGAGACAUCAACAACGGAACCGCCAUCACACGACGCAUGUGGAACCGCGACUUUCAUGGGAUAACAGGUCACGUGAGGAUUGACGACAGUGGUGACCGAGAUGCGGAUUACUCCGUGCUGGACUUGGACCCCAUCACUGGCCGCUUCGAGGUAGUGGCGCACUACUACGGGCUGUCUCGCAACUACACGCCGGUUAAAGACAAGACUAUCCACUGGCCCGGCAGCAGGGAGGGACCCCCACCUGACAUCCCGCCCUGUGGCUUCAUGGGCAAUGACCCAGUCUGCCACAGCAAUGAAGCAUACGUGAUGAUUUUAUAUGCAUCAUUUGCCUUCGGAAUAUUCCUGUCUUUCGCCAUCACCCUGACCUGCAUAGCUUACAAAAGGAUGCAGGUCACGGCUGAUCUGAACAACAUGUCAUGGCGUGUGCGGCCAGAGGAAGUUCUUUUGGAAGUCGGAAAGCCAUUUUCAUCUCGAUUGGGCCUUCAGAAGAAUGAGCAGACGUUCGAGACUGGACUUGAGAAGCUGCACCGGGGUCGAGGCUCCGUGACGUCCUGCAGUUCUCUACCUCCCACUCGGGUCUUCACCACCGUAGGCAUUUACAAGGGAACCAGGGUGGCAAUUAAGAAGGUGACAAUCAAGAAGAAGUUGGAUAUAAAUAAUCAACUACUAUGGGAAAUAAAACAGGUUCGUGACGUGACGCAUGAGAACACUGUGCGCUUCGUGGGGGCAUGCAUAGACAGCCCGGUGGUCCUCUGUCUCACGGAAUACUGCCCCAAGGGGAGCCUCAAAGACGUACUGGAGAAUGAUGAAUUGCAACUGGACUGGAACUUCCGCAUGUCGCUCAUACACGACGUUGUCAAGGGUAUGGCAUACCUCCACGGCUCUGAGGUCGCAGUCCACGGAAAACUUCGCUCGUGCAACUGUCUUAUUGAUGGCCGAUUCGUAUUAAAGAUUUCGGAUUUUGGUCUCAAGACUCUCACCACUCCAUCCGAAAUCAUCAAGGACCAGAUGUAUUAUACGAAGCUUCUGUGGGUAGCCCCAGAACUCAUUCCCUCAACAGUUGUGCCCGGGACUCCAGCCACACAGAAGGGAGACGUAUACAGCUUCGCGAUCAUCCUGGAGGAAAUCGUCGUGAGAGGAGGACCGUUUGAAGCUGCCAGACAGUUCCUGGACCCUCAAGAGAUCAUUGCCCGGGUGGCUGCCAGAGAAACCCCUCCGUUCAGACCAGUAGUGGGGACCCGCGACUGCCCAGAAGAGCUGACGGAACUGAUGGAGCGUUGCUGGGCCGAUAACCCUGACGACAGGCCGACGUUUGAAAUGGUCAGAAGCAUUAUAAGGUGCAUCAGAAAAGGUUACUGUGAAAACUUAAUGGAUGAUCUGCUGAGACGAAUGGAACAAUAUGCCAAUAACUUGGAGGCCUUGGUGGAGGAAAAGACUGCCCAGCUGAGUCAGGAAAAGCGUCGCUCUGAAGAGCUGCUCUAUCAGGUGCUGCCCAGGCCUGUAGCUCAGCAGCUGAUGGCAGGGGAGAUGGUUCGACCGGAGCAGUUCGAGAGUGUCACUGUGUACUUCAGCGACAUCGUUGGAUUCACGGCCCUGUGCGCACAGAGCACGCCAAUGCAGGUCGUGAACUUUCUCAACGAUUUAUACAGUACUUUUGAUAGAAUAAUUGGCUUUUACGACGUGUACAAGGUUGAAACGAUUGGCGAUGCGUACAUGGUGGUGUCCGGACUGCCUCAGAGGAACGGAGAUGACCACGCUCGAGAGAUUGGCCUCAUGGCCCUGGCAAUUCUGUGCGCCGUCAACUCGUUCACUAUCAAGCAUAAACCAGAGGCACAACUUAAAAUCCGAAUUGGGAUUCAUUCAGGGCCUGUGUGUGCAGGGGUUGUUGGACAAAAGAUGCCUCACUUCUGCCUAUUUGGAGACACAGUAAACACCGCUUCAAGAAUGGAAUCCUCUGGUCAACCCCUAAGAAUCCACGUGAGUGACGACGCUAGACAAAUCCUGGACAAGUUCGGGACAUUUCAGCUGGAGCUUCGUGGAGAAGUGGAGCUUAAGGGUAAGGGCCGUGUCACAACGCAUUGGCUCUUAGGCUGCAGUGAGCCCGACCCACGGCCUCCAACUCCCCAGCCUUGUAACGGCACGCCUGAGGCCAGCCCCUAUCCGCUACUCUUCCCGACCAACAGCUGCACAAAGAGAACGACCACCGACAUUCCUGAGUUUCGAAUGACAAACUGCGAAGCCUGAUAUCACUAAUGGCACACGGACAAGUUAUAAUCUGAGUUCCUGCAAAUUGUACUAUCAAUUCAAGGGACAUAAACUGUGUAUGAAACACAAAAAUAUGCCUCAGACGGUUACGUGCACUCAACCAGGGCAUAUUUUCCUCUAGAUUUCUUCUGUAGAAUUUUAUGUUCGUUAAAUAUAGUGUAGCAAUAUACGAAACGCCACUCAAUAUGGCUCUUCAGAGUCUACUUGAAGGCACGUUACUGUAAUUAUGCCC
Cryptotermes secundus is the source of this 3766-nucleotide messenger RNA. Its product is annotated as atrial natriuretic peptide receptor 1. The transcript has 24 exons. Gene Ontology annotation, molecular function: protein kinase activity; peptide receptor activity; ATP binding. Gene Ontology annotation, cellular component: membrane. The record is from RefSeq and is a predicted model, not a curated record. NCBI's taxonomy places the organism in Eukaryota, Metazoa, Arthropoda, Insecta, Blattodea, Kalotermitidae. Bases 88 to 3513 code for a protein of 1141 amino acids. Gene Ontology annotation, biological process: intracellular signal transduction; protein phosphorylation; cGMP biosynthetic process.